AUGCGGAAACUUCUGCAGGAGGAUCUUGAGAGCUUGUACAGCAAGGCAGACAGCCCGAGGGCCAUGGUCCCAGACGCUGUCGCCUCAAACGAGCUGCAAGACUACGAUGGAGAAGGUCUUGAGAGGAUGAACCAUUCAGACCAGCACAAGCUGGAAGAUGAGUACGGAUCUCCGAUUCCGAAACUCUGGAUGAAAGGUGAAACCCCGCGGGUGAAGUCGGCAGAGAGGUCUAGGUUAUCGAAGCCGGUGGAGCUGGGGAGUGACUACCCGAUGCCCUCAACAGAAGUGACGGGCCACAAUGUCGGGAUAGGGCUGAGGCCGAUGUGGGAUCAAGAGAAGGGACGGUGGUCUUUGUCUCCUUACAGGGAGAAGCGAGGGGAGGACACCAAGAGCUUGCAGUUCACUCCGACUAGACCAGCCAAUAGCAGUAUGAACAGGGAGCCAGUGCUGCAGGCUCAUGAGGGGAGCUGGGACCUGAAGCCCAGCGCUACUCCUCCUGACAGAUCGUCGUGGGCUGCAUGGAAGAAAGACGCGGGGAUGUUCUAUCAGGAUACUUUGUCUGCUGGCCGCCUGACGUCGAGCGCGGUCAAGGCCGAGGUGAAUAUUUUCUCUAGUGGGGUCAACAACCGGCCCAGCUCUUCAUCCAACGCUUCCUACCAGACACCAUACUCGUCCAACAAGGGAGGGCCCGGGAUCAAUUUUGAUCCUCCCCAUGUUAGCGGCGCCUCCAAUGCUGCGACGUUCUUUCAGGCUCCGCAGAGCGUCAUCAGCCCGAACAGAGUCGACCCAAGGAAUCAGCUGGACACGAGCUUGCAAGAAGAGCUGAAGAGGACUUGCGAGGACUUGGAGGUGUCAAGAGCGACGAUUGAAGUCCAGAAGGAACUGAUCGCUAAGAUGGAGAACCGAGAUUUUGAGCACAGGAGUGCGAUCGAGAUUCUGAAUCAGGAGAACAGCCGAUUGCAAGCUCAAGUCAAGCGAAUCUCAGAGAGUGAGGGCGUGUUGUCCAGCCUGAAGAAGCAGCUCGAAGACGCUCAGCAAGUCAAGGAGGUUCAGGAGCGGAAGAUUCGAGAGUUGAGGUUCACCAUCGAGGGGUUGGAGAACGAUCUGUCCGUGGCGCAAGAUCGAUUACAGGCGUUGGAGCUGGAGAAGGAGGAGAUCUGCGAAGUGAUGCAGCAGCAGACGGUGAUCCUGAAGCAGCUGAGCGCAGAGGACAAGUUGAAGGAAGUAGAGCGUACGAGGCUGGCGGCUGAGGUGGAGGAGCUGAGGACGAAGGCCGAGGCUCAGUCGAGUUACGACAGCAACAUGGUGGCGCAGGUUUCGCGUCUUGAGGCACAGAACGAGGAGCUGAGGGGCCAACUCUCUGCAUCCUCCGCCAGCAAGGCGGAGUUGGAAGGGCUGAGAAAGAAGAUAUCGGAGCUGAGGGAAGUACAAGCAGAAGAUGAGAAGGUUCAACAAGAGCUGCGAUCAGUGUUGAAGGAGGCGAACUUUAAGAUUGAAAGUCUGGACAAGGCAUUGAAGGCUUCAAACAAAGAAAGGGAUGCGCUCAAAGAACAGUUGGCGGAGCAAGCUUUGAUGGGCGAGAAGACAUCCAAGUCCAACACCAACUCAGCAUGUGCUCCAUUCAGCUGUAAAAGUCUGUUCAUACACAGGGACGCGCAUCUCUCUGUUGCCGGCAGCUUCGACGGUACCCCGAAGCAAGCAAGGGACAAGCUCUUCCGCAACACCUCGACCGUCAAUUCUCCUCCCAACGGCAAGACCGGUUCCGCCCUCGUCGCUGCUCAGCUCACGUUCGUCGACAACUCGCUGCGGCCCAAGGAAGGGAUGGCGGCGUCUGUACCCAACGAGGGCUCGUCCCCGGGAUCUUCUUCGGAGGAAGACCUUGUAGUGGAGGUGAUGACGGACUUCGCUACGGUCGAUGGCAGCGGCGUUGUCUUCUCCGCAGGAGAACAAUGCAUUCUGGUCAAGGAAGGCACCAAGGGAUGGACUCUACUGUUGACAGGUACGACGAUGAGGACGGGGAGGGAGGGGAGGCGAAAAGAGGAGCAGGAGAACGAGAAGUCAGUGGGGUAG
This is a messenger RNA of Guillardia theta CCMP2712, 2070 nucleotides long. RefSeq lists its product as hypothetical. Bases 1 to 2070 code for a protein of 689 amino acids. NCBI's taxonomy places the organism in Eukaryota, Cryptophyceae, Pyrenomonadales, Geminigeraceae. The record is from RefSeq and is a predicted model, not a curated record. The transcript has 17 exons.